Molecule: messenger RNA, 805 nt
Organism: Danaus plexippus (monarch butterfly)
Lineage: Eukaryota; Metazoa; Arthropoda; Insecta; Lepidoptera; Nymphalidae
Exons: 5
Coding region: 100-720 (206 amino acids)
Source: RefSeq, a predicted model, not a curated record
UACUAGUAUUGAAUCUGGCCACUCAUAUUUUCUUUUAUUCUUUUUUUAAUGUCAAUUGAUGCCUAACACGUCACAAAAUCUAGGAAAUCUCAGGUCUAGAUGAUGAAGAGCAUAUCAGAUGAUUUUACUAGAUCUAGCGAAAAACGAGCGAGGAGCAGCAGUAGCACCCAUGUUCCGGUGCAUUUUGCUGUCCAUAAACCGGGAUGUCACUUCGAGAGCUGUUGCGGGGUGUGCAACUUAUUUCCUGGAGUCAUCCUCAUUGCAUUUAGUCAAGUGCUGGUUGGUUCUCUCCUGUUGACUUUGCUGUUGUCUCACGGCAAACAGUACGACGCGAUUCAUCACACGCAGAAGUCGCAGUUCAUGAGCCUGGCUACCGGUGCUGUUCUUAGCGGCGUGACAGGUGCGGGUCUGCUUCUGAUCAUCGUGGCCUUAACUGAGAAUUGCAGGGCUAUGCUGGUGUAUUUAAUGGCGGCGUUUUUUGUUUGGUUGUGUAUCGUGUCGCUUGCCAUAACUAAAAUUGGACGAUCAUGUGUCAGAUUUAAAGAAGCUCCAAAAAUUAAAGAUGAACAACACAGAGUGGUUAAUCUAGCCUGUGUCAGCGGACUCCUUUCCUUCUUAGGAGGUGUGCUGUAUUUGUUCUCCUUCCUAGUGGUUUUCAGUUUCUACCACUUCCGAUACGUGAGACGGGCCAUAUUGAUGCACGAAGCGGAAUGUCAAUAAGGCAACAGAAUUAUCAUUGAUAUUUCUAAAUAUAUAUUUUAUUACUUGCUAAUAAAUUAUUUUGAUUUCUUUUUUGUGUGUUUAA